This is a messenger RNA of Chara braunii, 1087 nucleotides long. Lineage: Eukaryota; Viridiplantae; Streptophyta; Charophyceae; Charales; Characeae. The record is from the annotation of a GenBank genome assembly.
GUUGAGUCUCGACCUCCUUCGAUUCGCCGCCUUCUUCAGCACCGCAGCCAUCCAYGCAGCAACARAGUUCCGUUYUGUACACGCAAGGGYGAUGCGUGUACUGGCCGAGAUUGCGGCUUUCCAACGCCUGUCAUCGCCCGGUGCCAGCCACGUAUCCGUCAUUGUUACCUUCACGGGUGAUAUCACAACGCUGCACUCGGCGAUUCAUGCGGACGUCUAUCGGCACGAUUCGACAAUUGCGGGGCUCGGUCGAGGAGAUCACAGCCACAUGGGUCGAGUUGCUGGCUUAGCAGGGGGAAAGGAUCCGCCAGAAGCCGAAGGGGGUGAGGUCGAGGACGACGAGGUGGAACUGUUGAUCGUGAAAGCCUGGCGGACGAGUACGGAAGGAGAAUUCUUGGAAGUACUAUUCGGCAAGGUGGAGGAAGGCCACCUGGACGCAAUCACGGAYGAGUUGUUGGUGUUUUUGGCGCAGCUAGUGAACGACUUGCCCCUCGAUAUUCUUUCGAGGUGCGACGAGAAGCCGAGGACAGACGUGCUCACUCGCACGCUUGCGCCCCAUCUGGUGUGGUCCAGGUGUAUGGAGCUGGACGGAGAUAACUGCUUUUACCCGUCCCCGAGCCUCUAUCUCGAGAUUGACGUCACCGAUCUCACACUGUGGGACCCCUUCAUCAKGCGAGGGAACGCAAUAGAAGCCAGUUAYGAAGAAGAAGAAGAAGAAGGAGAGGAGUCGGAGGAAGGAGAAUCGUGCACUAAUCAAGACGAUCCCGACURCAUUGGGUCUGAGGAGGAGGAAGAGGGAAGAGGAUCGAAGGAACCAAGCGUCCAUCCCCCAYRAAGCAAGGAAGAGGAGGAGGCUGAAACUCCGCGAAGGCGAGAGAAAGCAAAGGGCAAGCGGCUGAUCGRGGAAUCUGAAGGGCCGCCACCACAGCUGCAGCUGGGCGAUCCAUCGUUGAAUCCGGAGCCGCCACGCGAAGAAUCCAAUGGAGCCGCAACGGAGGGAUCAGGAAGCUGACGCCGCAGAAGAAGUGAAUCCCCGGCUCCGUCUUCUUCGCCAUCAUGAGCCACCCUCCGCCUUCAUGGAAAUACG